CGGGUUAUCAGGUUACUAGUUAAGAUUAAGAAUUAUAAAAUAAUAAUAAAGUGAAAAAUAAUAAAAUACUUAAGUGAAAAAAGUGAAAAAAGUAAGAAAGGAGGAAAGCUCUAGAAGGAAAACUGUUUUGCCCAAUCACAGCCCUUAUUUCAGUGACUGACUCGCCAACGAGCCAAUGUUAGCAGCACUUUCAUAAGCCCCACCCACAACCUGCAGCAGCGCUGCUGGACUGUCAGUUUGAGAGACAGAGCGGGAGAGUGAAACGGAGCAGCUACACGGAGCGAUAUUCAGAGAUCCUCUGUUAUAAAGUUUUAAAAUAGAUCGCGAAUAACUUUGAAUGCAGUAAAUAGUCAUAUUUCUGAACGGAUUCGAUUACGUGAAGUUGUCAUUGGAGUGAGAGGACGACAAAGCGAAGAUUUGUGAACUGAAAGUGGAUGAAAUCCAACGGAGAAUUGGAGUGUUGCAAAUGAGCUUAUUUGAAUAUAUAUGAAGUUAUUGCCUUGGCUGGGUUUUUUUUUGUCUAUGAUUUAUUCUACGUGAUUUCCUGUGAGAGAUUCCUGUUUUGUGCCAUAUUUAAUCCUUCUGGAGAGGAAUCUGUGUAUCUGACGUGAUUAAAUAUGCACAAUGGCGAGCCACCAACGAACCCGUUUCCACUUUGAACUGUGCUAAAAUUCACCAACUGGUAGGAAAAUUCCAUUUUUUCCCUUGCUUUUGGACACAAAAGACUUUCGUUCUUGGAACUUUCGAUAUUUUCGCUACCAAAAAGGAGAGAUGGUCUUUUGAACUUGAGCUUAUUGAAAGAGUUUAAUAACUCUUGUUACUGAACUGAAUCAUUUGAUUCACGAACUGUGUUCAACUGAGUCGUUUGAUCCUUAUUUGAACUGAAUUGAAUCAAUUUGAUGCAUUUGUGUAUUUUCAACUCAUAUUGUUGAAUAUUCUGUUGAGUCUGAAAAGAAAAGUGAUCUGUUCUGAGAAAUUUGAAUCACAUACAGUGUUCUGAGUUAAAUUGAAUGUCCAACAAUACUUUUUUGGGUUUAUUGAAUGUAAUAUUUUGUUGAAGGUGAUAUUAUUUGCAAAAUAUUUUGGCUGAAGUGAAAGAAGCACACACUACUGUUUUAUUUUGAGAGUUUUAUUUAUUUUUACAUUUUGUGAAGAGUGUGAAACUUCAAAUUGAAUUGAAUCUGUCAAAGUGUUGAAUUUUUUGGUCCUAUAAGAAAUGAAAGAAGAUCUUUGUUAAUUGUUGAUCUUCACUGUUAACAACUGAUUUCAUAUCUGUGAAUUAUUCAUUGAAACAAAUAACAAAAUAGAAAUUUUCUAUAAUAAUACAAUUCACUGAAUCAGAACAAAACUUUGUCAGUCACUUACUCACCUGCUGUACUGCCUCCACUCUCCAGUAGACGUUCCUUGCUUCUGAUAUACAUUGGCCCAUACUGAAAAUUAUUACUAGCUGUAGCGCAUCAGUCACGUUGCACGCUACAUGUUACAACUUUGGCGAGCCAGCCAGGAGAGAGGACGCAGCAGAAAUUAAGGUGAAUAACUACUGAGAUCGACGUACAGUGAAUCAGACAAACAGACAAAAUGGAUGUUGUAGGGAGAGAAAAUGUCAAUGUGCAAAAUGCAGUCAUCGUUAGUGGAGUAACACUGACUGAAGAGGACCAAGUUCUAGAAACAUACCUUUCAAGAUUUGGCUCUGUACGACGCAACCUGCUAAUUGAUGAUCCGCAGUCAGAGUUUCAUCGCAAUGCAAUAGUAGAGUUCACACACAGGUCAGCUAUGAGCAAUCUCGAGCCCCAGCUGCCUCUAACUUUAGUGAGCCCCACUAAUACAGACAUUGUGUUCCGUGUGCGCGCCCUGGGUACGGUUCACACCCCCACCAUUGGUACUGCCACUGUUGAGUGCUUGGAGAAACUACAAGGAAUAGCAAGCGCCAACGGAGAAACUUUACAAGAUGUCCUCCAACGAGAGUUGAUGAAGGUUGGUGGGGCGAAAACUCCAGUUGAUAUGCCACUAGAGACAAACCCCUUGACAAGCGCUACUAGCACCCCCUCAAGGUUGGAAGGAUUCAGGUCACCCUCUGUCUUGAGAUUGGAACCCGAAAACCCAGCCAAAGCAACUAAAGGCGCAACGUCGCCCCACUAUUUGAACGAUGCUGACUCUGUUGAGACCAUAUCAGUGAAAUUUCCCACGUCUGCUUUGCACCCCCCAGGUGUCCAGAGAGUAGUAAUGGAGCAUAUUGUAAAGACGAGUGAUCCUGUGUCCCCGCACAACACCUCAUUCCGCCUUAAAGCUUUCUCUGGACGGAGCCCACGCCCAAGCAAUGAGCCUGACUUCGACACCUGGCGGGCAAGUGUUGAUUACCUGCUAAACGAGCCAUCCCUUCCAGAGUCACACAAAACACGCAGGAUUAUAGAUAGUCUGUUACCACCAGCUUCUGACAUUAUCAAACAUGUGAGCCCACUUGCCCCUUCGACAGAGUGCCUUAAGCUGCUUGAGUCUGUUUACGGUUCAGUGGAAGACGGAGAUGAACUAUUAGCCAAAUUCAUAAGCACUCUUCAGAAUCCUGGCGAGAAGUCAUCCGUCUACCUUCACAGACUACACGUUGCCUUGAGUGCUACCAUCAGACGGGGUGGAGUUGCAGAAAAUGAACGAGACCGAUGUCUGCUAAAGCAGUUCUGUCGUGGCUGCUGGGACAAUAUUCUGAUUGCCGACCUGCAGCUCGAAAACCGAAAACUGGACCCACCUCCUUUUGCCGAGUUAGCUAUACUUAUCCGUACGGCUGAAGAAAAGCAAACGUCGAAGGAAGAGAGAAUGAGAAAGCAUCUUGGUGUGAGUAAACACCAACCAGCUCCACUCAAACUGCGAACUGCAGCCCACCAACAGUCUGCUUAUUGUUGUGACGCAACAGAGGAGGAUUUUAACAACACUCUAGCCCCUGACACUCCUAAGCAGAAAACACCUAAGCAGAAAACUAAAACUCAACACCCUGAGAUGUCUGAAGUAAGCAUUCUGAAGAAAGAAAUCGUUGCUCUCCAAAGCCAAAUUGCGGCCAUUAAAACAGCUACUAACAAGGAAGUGAGAGAGCAAGGAAUGACAAAUGAUCUUCAGGAACUAAGAGAACAGAUAGCAGAACUUAAAGUCCAAGUUGUUUCUUCUGGAGCGCACAGAAACCGUUCUGAAAGAUCCUUCAGUCAAAGAGAUAAUUUGAGUAGACCUGGAGCCAGUGAAAUCGGCAGAGACAAAAAUGAGAAACCAAAACACACCGAGAUUAGAACCAAUCGGCCCCGGCCAUGGUAUUGUUUCCACUGUGGAGAAGAUGGCCACCUAGCCAUUAACUGCGAAAGUCCACCAAAUCCAUCUAGAGUGGAAGAAAAGCGAAGGAAGCUGAGAGAAAGACAAGCUGAGUGGGAUCUCCAGCAUGGAUUCGCCACAGAGCCUUUAAAUUAA
Paramisgurnus dabryanus is the source of this 3444-nucleotide messenger RNA. NCBI's taxonomy places the organism in Eukaryota, Metazoa, Chordata, Actinopteri, Cypriniformes, Cobitidae. The record is from RefSeq and is a predicted model, not a curated record.